GGGGCGGGGCCUCGGGCCGGGCCGGCAACAUGGCGGAGGCGGAGGGGGAGAGCCUGGAGUCCUGGCUGAAUAAAGCCACAAACCCAUCUAACAGGCAAGAAGAUUGGGAAUAUAUCAUUGGAUUCUGUGACCAGAUCAACAAAGAACUCGAAGGGCCACAGAUAGCUGUGAGACUCCUGGCUCAUAAAAUCCAGUCACCACAGGAAUGGGAGGCAGUCCAAGCCUUGACAGUGCUGGAAGCUUGUAUGAAGAACUGUGGGAGAAGAUUUCAUAAUGAAGUAGGGAAGUUUCGCUUUCUAAACGAGUUAAUAAAAGUUGUGUCUCCAAAGUACCUAGGAGACCGAGUUUCAGAGAAGGUGAAGACCAAAGUCAUUGAACUGCUGUAUAGCUGGACAGUGGCAUUGCCAGAAGAAUCCAAAAUCAAGGAUGCCUACUACAUGCUGAAGCGACAAGGGAUUGUUAUGUUUGAUCCUGUGAUUCCUGCAGACAGAACCCUGAUUCCUUCUCCACCACCUCGUCCCAAAAACCCUGUGUUUGAUGAUGAGGAAAAAUCCAAGCUUCUAGCCAAACUGCUGAAAAGCAAGAACCCAGAUGAUUUACAAGAGGCCAACAAGCUUAUAAAAUCCAUGGUAAAAGAGGAUGAGGCUCGGAUUCAGAAGGUGACAAAACGCAUGCACACACUGGAGGAAGUGAACAACAAUGUGAAGCUGCUGAAUGAGAUGCUGGUUCAUUACAGCAAAGAGGAGUCAUCAGAGGCUGAUAGGGAGCUCAUGAAGGAGCUCUAUGAAAGGUGUGAAACCAAAAGACGGACGUUAUUCAAGCUGGCCAGUGAGACAGAAGAUAAUGACAGCAGUCUGGGGGAUAUUCUGCAGGCCAGUGACAAUUUAUCCCGUGUGAUAAAUUCCUAUAAAAAAAUAAUAGAGGGGCAAAUGAUCAAUGGUGAAGUGGAUCUCCCCGUGAUGUCUGAAGGGAGUAACUCCACAAGUAACCUCAACACCCUCAUUGACCUUGCUGGAUUGGAUGUCACCAGCACCCCACCACCUCCAAUGCCACCCAGCACCCUGACACCAGCCCCCACAGCAGCCCCAGCCCCAGCAGAAAUUCCCAUCCUCCCACCUCCUCCCCAGACCUUCGUGCAGUCAAGGAGCAGCUCCUCCAGCCAAGCAGAAGCCGCAUCCGCUCAGCAGAGCAGCACAGCCAACUCCCUCUCCUUGCUGGAUGAAGAGCUUCUGUGCUUAGGCCUGAAUGACCCAGCCCCUGCAGCAGUGAAAGAGACCUCAGAAAACAACCAGUGGAGCAUGUUUGAGAACGACCAGUUGGACCUGGAUUUCUUUAAUCCGAAGAUGGUGACUGUUGCUUGCAACCCUGCAGGGAACCCUCUUCUCCAUCACACACCACAGACCACGUGUGGGACGUCAGUGACGCUGCCCUCUGCUUUCACUGCCUCUCAGACAGCUUCCAGCAUCCCAGCACCAAACUCAGCACCAUUUGCAUUCUCUGCUGGACCAGCUGCCCCUGUGGGGCCUCCUAAGACUAUUCCAGCUGCUCCUGGGUACUUCAGCUCAUCUGGGGGGAGCAAUAUGUCACAUAAGAUGGAUGCACUGGGACAACUCCUUGAAGAAGCCAAAGGGACUGCCACCCAAGGCAUGGUGACAACCUCAGUGUUCCCUGGGGUUACUUUGCCAACCACUGUCACCUCUGCUCCAUUAAUAGCACCUACUGGGCCACCAGCCACUGCCCCUGGAGCCCCUCCAGUUCCUUUCCCAAGCAGCUGCACUGCAGGCUCAGGAAGUCCUCUCUUCCAGCCAGCAUCAUUCCAGCAGCAAGGCAGUCCCAUGAAGGCUCCUGAAAUUUCUUUGGCCAAUGUCCACGUUCCCUUGGAAACCAUUAAACCCAGCAGUGCCCUCCCAGUGACAGCCUAUGACAAGAAUGGCUUCAGGAUCCUCCUGCACUUUGCCCGGGAGUGCCCGCCGGGCAGGUCGGACGUGCUGGUGGUGGUGGUCUCAAUGCUGAACACAGCCCCACUUCCAGUGAAGAACAUUGUGCUGCAGGCUGCUGUGCCCAAGUCCAUGAAAGUGAAGUUACAGCCACCCUCUGGCACUGAGUUGUCUCCAUUCAACCCCAUCCAGCCACCUACUGCCAUCACCCAGGUGAUGCUGCUGGCAAAUCCUGCCAAGGAGAAAGUGAGGCUGAGGUACAGACUGACCUUCACCCUGGGAGAUCAGCCCAGCACAGAGGUUGGCGAAGUGGAUCAGUUUCCCCCAGUAGAGCAGUGGGGGAAUCUAUGACCUUAGGACACUGCCAGAGACUCUGUGACAGGACCAGGGAAGGAUCCCACAGGACUGGAAUGAAUGUGACCUGGGGAGGGACACACAUGCUAUCCACUGGUGAUGUUCAGCUUUGUUUACAUGUCCUGGCCACUCUGCUUGUAGCUUUAGUCCAGAAUGUUUUUGCCCCAUGUUUAAGGGGUCCUGGGACAUUUAUGCCAAGCAUGAACUGAGUGGCAGCCAGGUACAGGCGGUGCUGGCUGCUUCUAUCUUGACCUCUGGGGGAAUCUGGUUCUAUCUUCCACACUAUUAAACUUGAAGUUAUUGUAUUUUGAGGGGAGACCUGUCAGCAGGAAAGGAUUGAGUUGGUUUUGUUCCUGUUCUGCUGUCCAGAGAUACCUGCGGGCUGGUGGGGUGAUGAUGCCACCAUGAGCUUCCUCAGUGCUGAGCCCUCCCCUGGACUCGUUCCCCUCAGUGCCAGGCUGGACCCGCUACGCAUGUUGAGCAAUAAUGUUGGCUCCAUGAGGGAAUGGUUUGUUUUGGUUUUUUUUACACUGAAAUGGCACUCAGCUCCCUUCCCUUCCACUGCCCCCUUCCCAAGGGCCACUGUAAGCAGCCCCUUGCCCUGUGCUGUGUGACACUGCUGGACCUUUAGUUGUUAUAUUUAUUUUCUACUGCUCGCUGCCUCCCUGUUGUAUCCACUUUGGGCAGCUGGGGCUGAGUUUUGUCUGCCCAUGGUUGUUUUUCUGCCUUCAUUGCAUUCCAUAGUGUGGGGAAAAGAGGAAAUGAUCAGUGAGGAGGUAAAUAGGGCUGGAAAGGAGCAGUCAGUAUUGGUGGAGGACAGCACCAGGAGUGCAGAGAUGUCUUUACAAUCAUUAAUCAGGUGCAGUGGCUGAAUCCAGGGAUAAGGAGAGGUGCCUCCUGUGUCCCCUCAUGCAGGCAGUAUUAUUAUUGUAGUUGAAUACUGUGUUUUAUUGAGAUGAAAUACAAGAUGUAAAUUAUUUACUAUAGGAUAUCUAAAUAGAAACAAGCAGACAGUGAAAGGAAAGAAGGCUCCACUGGGCUGUGACCAUGCAUGUGCUGGGGUUAAUGCCCUGGUUUAUUUGUUCCCUGUAUGAAGUAGAAAAGUGCAAUUGUCUCCUUGAGGGCAAAGUAGUUUUGCUGGACAUGUGUGUCUGUGCUAACGGGGCAGAAGAGCUGACCCCUCUUGUUACAGUCUCACAGAAACUAGGUUUAAAUCACCAAAACUUUAUUCCAGCAAUCCCUGCCUUCUCCCCUUUGAUUUCCAAUCUCAAGCAGUGCCUCAGAUGGCUUUGCAACAGACUGUUAGAAAUUAAUGAGGUUUUUUAACACCCCUUGACAAAAGCACAGCCACAGGUGGGUCUGUGGACACCAAGCUCAGCAUUCCCAGCACUGCUGUGAGUGGGAGCAGUCAGCUCAAGUGCUGAGAACAUCAGGAGGAGACUCCUGCCUGCUGUAGGAAGAAAACUCCAGAAAAGAACGUGCUGCUGGAAUUGAUGGCAGCUGUAAAACCCAUUACUGCAAAUGCAGCUUCAAGUUAUUAGUUGAAAUUUCUUUACUGUGUUGCAAAGUAAAACUCUUUAUGAGGUGAAACACUCCACAGAUUCCAAGGCUUGAGCUCCCAAGCAGAGGCUCCAGGCAGCUGUAGAAGCCCCUGAAGGCGGAAUCAAAGCUUGGCCAAGGAGCUUGCUGUGAACUCCUGGUCAGAAGCUGAUGAAGGCUCCAGCCUUGUCAUCUCCCUGACACAGAAGGCAGGUGAGAAGGAUGGGUACGUGGUUUGAUUGUUAUGAAAAGCAGUUUUAAAUGGAUGGCCUGGGUAAAGGGACAAGGAGAGAAUUCUUUCUGCCUCAGACAUGGUUUUUUGCCAGCACUUUAUAGACACGUAGGCAUAGGGGUGCUCCCCAGGUCAUGGCAGUGGACAUGGGUUUCACUGCUUUAGAUGCCUACAAUGUGAAUUUCACUGUGACUUGCAGGAGGUCAGCAGAGCACAGGAGCUCUCUGCAGUGUGGCUUUGUGCUCUGCCCAAGCUGUGCAGCCAGAUGGGAAGGUGCUGUGGUCUUGCUGCCUGGAAAUGAGUUGUUAAAAGCUUUGGAAAUUAAACUAUGAAUGUUCUUUGUCUGCAGGGUGAGGUUCCUGCUUCAUACCAACAGCCCUAACUGUACAUCUCAAAUGCAUUUGUUCUGCUGCAUGUUAAAUAAAUCAUUUUCCCUACUU
Calypte anna (Anna's hummingbird) is the source of this 4502-nucleotide messenger RNA. RefSeq names its product golgi associated, gamma adaptin ear containing, ARF binding protein 3 (gene GGA3). The record is from RefSeq and is a predicted model, not a curated record. Gene Ontology annotation, biological process: vesicle-mediated transport; intracellular protein transport. The transcript is spliced from 17 exons. NCBI's taxonomy places the organism in Eukaryota, Metazoa, Chordata, Aves, Apodiformes, Trochilidae. Gene Ontology annotation, cellular component: trans-Golgi network. Gene Ontology annotation, molecular function: ubiquitin binding; small GTPase binding; phosphatidylinositol binding. The coding region runs from base 30 to 2288 and encodes 752 amino acids.